Messenger RNA from Aplysia californica (California sea hare), 3135 nucleotides. RefSeq lists its product as uncharacterized. NCBI's taxonomy places the organism in Eukaryota, Metazoa, Mollusca, Gastropoda, Aplysiida, Aplysiidae. The record is from RefSeq and is a predicted model, not a curated record.
AUUUUAGAGAAAAAUUAACAAGCAAAACAGAAAAGAUCGCCGAGAACCCAGACACUGAUUCACCACCACAUCACAAAAACUCAAGGCUGACAGAAGAUAAAGUUGUAGAUCUGAGCACAUUGCAGGCGCCAUUAGGACUUCCGGAAAACGAAGAGCCAUCAUUGAAAGGGAGAGAAGCAAAACAGCAGUUUCAUUCACAGCGUGUCGUCAAAGCACUUGACCUCCCCGUUUACCUACGACAUUGGUGACUCAUCCAACACUGACGACGCUGAGGGAGUGGGCGAUACGGACGAAACAGAUAAAUAGCUGAAACAGAGGUCCGUCCUGCAACAAAGCCAGAGUUUAACUUGGCGCUCUAUCGAAAUAAUAUAAACAGCAAAUAGAAAAAGCAAAGUGUUCAAAACUUGAACUUGUACACGGAAGACACUUAAGAGAAUACAAAAGAAAAAAAAACAACAACAAAAAACUACCUUGAACCUCAAAGUGACUGUCAAGUGAGUUUGAAACGAGAUUUCUCUCCUGUCCGUGUGAAUUUCAGAAACAAUGUAUUCUCAAGUCAUCGUCCUCGUCUGCCUCCUCGUCGCAACCUGCCACGGAUUUUUUGUGCCGCCUGGCUAUGGAGGCAACAGAAGGCCCGCCAUCUGCCCCCUGCCCAGCAAACCGUGCCGACUCCAAAUCACAAUGAGGCACCUGAACGGAACCGCCGCUGGCGAGAUGGAGACAGCACCCUGCACCUGCAAUGGACGAGUCGAGUGCCCCUCUGAUUGGAACGAUAGAAAUCACGUGAUUUCCAGGAAUCUCAUCUCAACAACCUCCAUUAUGACACUGAACAUGAUGUUCUGCAGACCCAUACAGCCACCUAAUUAUUGUUCCCUGGGUCAAGAGGCUUUGGUUGUUUCCGGUGCCAUGACCAUCCCUAACAACGUGGAAGACUUCAACUGCCGUUGCUAUGGCGACAGCCCCUUGUACCUGCACAAUAGACGCUAUGCAGAAAACCAUUUGAUCUACCACACAUACGUCUGUGACUACCAUAAACCUACGUGUCCAAACUACGUGACGCGCUGCAUGGUGAUGCGUGAGGACUCAGUGGACUACACGUGCAAGUGUGCUCAAGGGCUUCACUGCAGACCACAAGAAGACGACUGGACAUACCCGAUGUACGGAUAUUGUCGCCCUUGAACUCUCCAACAGACGAUCGUAGUUGCCUCAAGAUUUCGGCGACUUCCCUUUCUCGACAUGAUCACGUUGUCAAAAUAGGUCAACCGGAAGUGUACCAACGAGAGCAAGACGUAUCUGAAAAUUGCGUCAUUUUGUUCCAGAAAAUAAAUCGGUGUUCGUGAAGAAAUGAUUAGAUUAUCUGUUAUGUCUGUGCUUCCCUCUUACAAUUUACGUUGUCCUGUUUUGUAGUUAGCGCUUUGUAUUUUGUUCUUUUUUCGUCAUAGAAUGAAUGCUUGGUCUUACAGUGAAACAAUGUACAGGGUAUGCUUGUACGCUGGCUUUUUUUCAUGUGUUUUUUUCCCCGAAGAGGAAUUUCUUGUGUGACCUCUUUUGUUUUACUCGGUUGUUGUCCUCCGUGUGUUUGUUUUUGUUGUUGUUGUUGUUUGUUUGUUUGUUUGUUUGUUUUUUUAAUUGCACCUUGUUGAGAGUUUUGAGAAAAUAAUUAUACUUUAUAAAAAAGCGAGGAGGGGUUUGGGAGAUCGAAGAAGAGAAGUGUACUUUGUGGAGAAAAUGCACGAUGGGCCGUUUGAAGGAACUUUAAGGGUUUUAUUUCCGAACUUAAGGGUGUGGGAGGGGCUGGGGAGGGGGCUGAGAGGCUUCACGAUGGACCAGUGAAAAUAUUCAAAUCUGUGCUCAGCCUCUACGUUUGAUCAAAUUAAAUUAUGAAUCUUUUAAACGCUGUCUUUGGAUUAAAAACCCUUGGAAACUAAUGUAGAUACUAAUUUGUUUGCUUUAAAAAAAAAAAAAGCAACAACAUGUACAUGAUUGAUAAGUGAUAUUUAAAUGUCCUUCGACGUGUGUUUAGAUAUAAGCUUGGGGAGGGGGCAUGGCUUUUGAAGAAUUAACAGAAAGGGGGGGGGGGGUGUGGUAAAGGGCAAAAACACUAUAAUCAAAUAGCUGUAACCCUUCUUUGUCCCUAUCAUUUUCUUUUGACGUUCGUUUUGUUGCUGCUGGUGUUGUCAUUGUUUUUGUUGUUGCCUUUGUUGUUUGUACACUUUCUUUCUUCUUAUAGAAGAAGGUCAGAUGGGCAAUAUGUUUGGGUCCUUGGGGGGUGAGUGAUUAACAUGGAACUCAAUGUGUGUGUUGUCAUGUUAGAUCUACUCAAACCUUUGAUGUUCGCCCGAAUCCCUUAAGUUGUGAGCACGCAUCUUUAGUGCAUUUUCAUUUCCGAAAACUGAAGAGGUUGUUUUACCACCGUCGUUCCCGUGCACCUUCGUAGAAUUAUGAUACAGCACUUUUAGUUUGUAUUUAUUACGUUAAUUAUUUUUUGUAAAUUUGCUUGGUUCCUAUAAUAUGUAAAUUAUUUUUGUUCUUUACAUUAAUCCCCUCUCAUUUGCAGAAGUCUUUGCUUGCAUUUUAAAUUUGUUAACUUUGCCUUGCUUCUGCUUACAAUGAGAUGUUUGUAUCAUUUCUUUUGUUAUUUUUUAGACGGAACUUUCGUUGUAUUCGCCAGGAACUUACGUAUAUCUACGCAGUCCAUUUUGCUCUAAUUUGAUUUCUAUCCAAAUUGAUACUGCUAUUUCUACAUUGAAAUAAAUAGACAACAGUUUUUUUGCUACAUACUAUCUAUGUGAAUGGUUUAUGCUUUGUGUUUGAAAAUUUACAAUUAUUUUACACUUUCUUAAAAUUCUUUUUAAAAGAUGUGUCCACUUACCUCCUUAUAAUGUCCACUCUUAUUUUAUUGUUAUCAAUUCUGUUACAUCUUUCCCUUGAAAAUUUUCCUCUGUUCUUGAAAUUAAGAAAUGCACCCGGACGUUCAAGGAUGUUAGUUCCUAUAUUCAAAUAUUUAUUUUGUAUACUUUUAACUAUGUUCCGUCGCCUGAAAAGAUGAACAGUGUGGCUAGCACCAUGAGAUGAAACAAAAGAACAAAGUUGAUCAAUAAAAAAUGUCACGUUGAUUCAAACUGAAAAAAAAAA